Messenger RNA from Vanrija pseudolonga, 1929 nucleotides. RefSeq lists its product as uncharacterized. NCBI's taxonomy places the organism in Eukaryota, Fungi, Basidiomycota, Tremellomycetes, Trichosporonales, Trichosporonaceae. The coding region runs from base 1 to 1929 and encodes 642 amino acids. The record is from RefSeq and is a predicted model, not a curated record. The transcript has a single exon.
AUGAACGCCAUUCGCUCGCUCCCGCUCAUCAACAAGCAGGCUCGCCCUGCUACGCCCGUUCAAUCGAGCGUGGCCGUUUCCGGUUCGGCCGCCGUGCAGCCGCUGGGUCCCCCUCCCGUCCCUGCGUCUCGUGUGGCCACUCCCGCCGCCGCCCCCGGCGGUCUGGCCGCUCCUAAGAAGAACACCAGCCCUACCGGAUCUCGUCCCGCCACCCCUCGCAACUCUGUUGUUGGUCUGCCAGGCAGCGGUCCCGAGACUCCCCAGGGCGGCUACAUGGACGCUAUCGGUCUCCGCCUCGCCGACACGGUCAACAAGUCAUGCUCGGGCAUCGACUUCAAGGCCAAGAAGGGUGCCCGCAAGGGUGCUGGCUGGACGAUCGGUGAAGGCAUCGCAAAGGAGCUUCCUCCGCCUCCCGCGGACACGUACCUCCUCCGCGCUGUCCUUCGCACGGUGGUCCGCUCGCUGGCCAUCUACAUCAACCGUCUCGACUCGCUCCUUAUGCCUGCGCUGUCGGACGCCCAGUGGUCGGCCGCGUUCAACCUCACCUCGACCAUCACGCCCCUCAACCCUACCCAGCUGUUCGCGGUUUCAAUCGCCCACACUGCAUGGGAGACGUGCGAGAAGCUCGAGCAGGUUCUCGAGACGACUGCGUACCCUCGCUUCGUCGAGGACACGCUUCGUCCCAGCAUGGACAAGCUCGACUUCAUCGUCAGCAAGGUUGUUCGUCCCAUUCUCCUUGCUGUCAAGCUCGACCUUGAGGGCAGCCUUUCGCGCACCGACGGCGUGGCUCACAAGUCGCCUUCGGGCCCCUCCACCAUUCCGCUUGCCGACGUGCCCGUCACCAAGACCCUCAGCAACCCUCCUACUGCCCGCGUGACCAAGGAGCCCUCUGGCAGCGGCCACCCCCGCUCCAUUACGGUCCCUUGCUGCCUUCAGCAGUUCGCCAGCCGUGUAGAUGGUGCCCGCAAGGUCUUUGAGACUGUUGCCAAGCCAUGCGAGCACGACGGCGAGGGCUGGGUGGCCAAGGUUGUCGUGUCGGUCGUGUGGAAGGGCAUGCGCCUCAUUGGCGAGAACGAGCCCUGUGCGCCCCUCAGCCGCACCCCGAGCCCGACACACAUCGCCAAGGCUCUUACCGAGGUCAAGGACAAGGAGGGCCGCCCCACUGUGGCCCCGUCGCCCUCGCUGGCCAAGAUUACCCAGCUCUCCAUCCUGCCCUCGCGCGCCGCCUCGCGCGCCCCGUCGCCUCCUCGUGGCCCGGCCCACGACCCUGUCACCCACGCGCUGCUCUCCUUUGAGGGCCUGAUGAAGCGCCUCGUUGGCGGCCUUGUGCAGCCGCCAACGGCCGCGCCCACUGCGGUUGACAGCAGCGACCAGGAGGCCGAGCACAUUGCCCGCGAGGCAGUCUUCGAGGCCAUUGAGGCGCUCGAGUCUGCUGUUAUCGGCUCGGCCGCUCUCCACGGCCCCAACGGCGCCGAGCGCACCCUGGCCUCGGUCCGCCGCCUCCGCGACGACAUUGACAACGAGGAGGACGAGAAGCUCGAUGACGCCCUCGAGGACCUGCCGUCGGUCUCGCUCUUCAGCGCCAUCAUCCGCCGCACCAACGUUGCCCUAGGCCACGUCAACUACGUCAGCGAGAAGGGCGGUGCCACGACCCUUCGGAUCCGCGAGGCUGGCGAAAUCUGGGGCUGGACCAAGGCCGAGUACGAGCGCCAGGUUCUGUCUGGUUUCGGACCCGCCGAGGAGUGGGGACCUCGUGUUGCCAAGGCCCUCAAGCCCGAGGUCGAGCGCAUGCUCUCGACCCUCGCUGGCAUCACUGCUGGCGAGGCGCCCAAGGUUACGAAGGAGACAUCCGACGCGGCCGAGUGGGUGCGCGCGCUCGGUGUUGCCCUCGACGCGCGUGCGGGUGUCAAGGUUGUUGGCGCGACUUAG